AUGUCUGGAAACUGCUGUUCUAGGAAAUGUCCCUCCGUGCCAGCCAUCGCUCUCUGCUCCACUGAGGUGUGCUGCAGAGGGCCCGUCUUCUUGCCCAGUUCCUGCCAGAGCCAAACAUGGCAGCUGGUGACUUGCCAAGAUGGCUGCGGAUCAUCCAGCUGUGGCCCACAGUGCUGCCAGCCUGUGUGCUGCGAGGCCACCACUUGCGAGCCCUCCUGUUCUGUGAGCAGCUGUGCCCAACCUGUGUCCUGUGAGGCCACCACUUGUGAACCAUCUUGCUCCAUGAGCAGCUGCUGCCAGCCUGUGUGCUGUGAGUCUGCCACUUGUGAGCCGUCUUGUUCCAUGAGCAGCUGCUGCCAGCCUGUGUGCUGUGAGUCUGCCACUUGUGAGCCGUCUUGCUCCACGAACAGCUGCUGCCAGCCUGUGUGCUGUGAGGCUGCUUCCUGCCAACCCAUCUUCUGUGUGCCCACCCCCUGCCAGCCUAUUGUCUGCAAGCCCAGCUGCUGCCAGCCAGUCGUUUGUGAGCCCAGCUGCUGUCCAGCUGUCUGCACUGUGCCCAGCUCCUGCCAACCGGUGGUCUGUGAGCCCUCUUGCUGUCAGCCGGUGUGCCCCACCCCUAGCUGCUGUCCAUCUGUCUGCUCUGUGGGCAACAGCUGCCAGGCUGUUUGCUGUGGUCCCAGUCCUUGUGAGCCAUCUUGCUCAGGGCCCAGCAUCUGCCAGCCAGCUUCCUGCGCGGCUCUCGUCUGUGAGCCUGUCUGCCUUCGCCCUGUCUGCUGUGUUCCGAACCCUUGCGAACCACCUUGUGUCUCUAGCCCUUGCCAACAGCCUUCUUGCUGUGUCUCUAGCAUCUGCCAACCUAUCUGCUCAGAGCCCAGUGCCUGCUCACCAAUGGUCUGUGUGCCCCGUCCAUGCCAACCUACUUGCUGCAUAGUCAAGCGCUAUCAACCCAUCUGCUGUGAGCCUGUCUCCUGCUCACCUACUUCCUGCCAGACUCCCUGCUGCAGCCUGGGGUCUUCUGCUUCUGCCACCUGCCAACCAACUUGCCCUCGGACUUUCUUUAUACCCAGCCCCUGCAAACAGCCUUGCACGACUUCAAUUUCCUACCGCCCGAUUUGCCGCCCCAUCUACUCUGGCCCCUUUGCCUACAGACAGCCAUAUGUGACAUCCAUCUCCUACCGCCCUGGCUGCUACCGCUCUUGUUACUCUAUCCUGCGCCGCCCAGCCUUUGUCACUUCCAUCUCCUACCGCCCGGUGAGCUCCUUCCUGCCUUGUGCCGACUCCUGCAAACGGGACCGCAAAAAGUCCACUUCUAGCCUAGGGGAUGGUGCUGACUCCACUCCCUGCAAGACAGAAAUCUCCAAUCCCUGCCAGCCCACUGAGGCCAAAUCCACCAGCCCAACCACCCGCGAAGCCACGGCCGGCCAGCCUGCUGCCACCAAGCCUGCCAAUUGCUGA
This is a messenger RNA of Pteronotus mesoamericanus, 1455 nucleotides long. RefSeq names its product keratin-associated protein 16-1. The transcript has a single exon. Bases 1 to 1455 code for a protein of 484 amino acids. The record is from RefSeq and is a predicted model, not a curated record. Gene Ontology annotation, cellular component: keratin filament. Lineage: Eukaryota; Metazoa; Chordata; Mammalia; Chiroptera; Mormoopidae.